Molecule: messenger RNA, 1330 nt
Organism: Medioppia subpectinata
Lineage: Eukaryota; Metazoa; Arthropoda; Arachnida; Sarcoptiformes; Oppiidae
Source: the annotation of a GenBank genome assembly
AUGUGUCUAGAGUUUGACGAUCUGGUCGCUCAAUACAAUCCCAUAGACAUCGGCAAUGGUUUCCCUAACUAUAAUCCGCCGAAGCAUUUGUUGGAUGCGUUGAGAGACGUGACGGCAAACGACACUUCGUGGCGAUUACAUCAAUACGCGGACUUCAGGGGUGACCCUCGGCUCCGGCGGGCGAUCGCCAAACUAAGCGAACCUCUCAUCAAACGACAUAUCGACGCCGACCGCGAAGUUCUGGUCACAAUCGGCGCCAUUCAAGCCCUCGAUUUGGUCACAAAAUCGUUUGUCAAUCCGGGCGAUGAAGUCAUCUUUUUUAGCCCAUUCUUUGUACAAUACGAGCAAAUCAUACGACUUGAGGGCGGAGUUCCCAUUUUGGUACCACUAAAGACACUAAAUGGACAAAAGCCUCGCGAAGCAAACGAUCUGUCAUUUGAUAGAAAGGAAUUGGAGGCAGCGUUUAACAAUCGGACAAAAAUGAUCUGGGUUAAUAACCCUAAUAAUCCAACGGGCAAAUCGUUUACUGAAGAAGAGCUUACGUUUAUCGGGCAGUUGUGUGAGAAACACGAUGUGAUCAUUAUAUCAGACGAAGUGGGCCAGUGGUAUAACUACGGGGGUCAGCCCCACGUCAGACUCGCAAGUCUGCCGGGAAUGUGGAAACGGACGAUAACAGUGGUGAGUGGGGGAAAGACAUUCAGUAACAUUGGAUGGAGAAUCGGGUGGGCUUUCGGUCCCGAAGAGCUACUUUGGGGUUUGGCUGUAGGGUUGAGCGCAUCGGUGUUGGCGGUGCCGACACCAACACAGGUAGCCUUUGCUAUGGCUUUGGAGGUGGAGAUCGAACGGCUCAACACAAAUCAGUCCUACUUCUCAUGGCUUUCGACUGAGUCUAUGGCAAAACGCGACCGAUUUCUAAAAAUCCUUAACGAGAUGGGCGUCGACGCAAUCAAACCAAAUGCCGGCUAUUUUAUUGUCACUAACUUUACAAAUAUUGUUAAUAGGAUUGAUCUGUCCCUCGAGAAGGACACCCGAACUGGCUUUCAAUUAGCUCUUUGGCUCAUUCGCCAAAAGGGAUUGUCAGCAUUUCCGGGGAAUCUGUUUUACCCGACGGACCAAAAAGACGACUCGGAGUUUGUGCUGAGAAUGUGUUUCAUUAAGACAGACGCUCUGAUCGAUAAGAUUGAAGGCAUACUUAAGAAUACGUUUGCGGUUAAGGCUAAUAGCAGUUAAUUAAUAGACCUGUGAUUAGUUGUUAUUAUUACAAGUUGUGAAAUUGUAAUUUAUUAUAAAUCAAUUUUAUUGAUUGAGUUAUUGUUUUUUGUUGUUUACU